Messenger RNA from Rhopalosiphum maidis (corn leaf aphid), 1589 nucleotides. Its product is annotated as ubiquitin-like protein 7. The record is from RefSeq and is a predicted model, not a curated record. The transcript is spliced from 3 exons. Gene Ontology annotation, molecular function: polyubiquitin modification-dependent protein binding. Gene Ontology annotation, cellular component: cytosol. Gene Ontology annotation, biological process: ubiquitin-dependent protein catabolic process. Bases 469 to 1497 code for a protein of 342 amino acids. NCBI's taxonomy places the organism in Eukaryota, Metazoa, Arthropoda, Insecta, Hemiptera, Aphididae.
UAAAUUGUGCGUAUCAUUAUUAUUAUUUAUUAUUAUUGUUACUUAUUUUCUUAGUACAGAACUACAGAAAACAGAGUACAGAUACAGACUAGAGAUGUACAGAGUGUGCACUGUGCAGUCAGUUAUUCUUACUCAGUAGUCAGUUCAGUUUCAGUUAGAUCUUUAAGUUCCAACCCCAACAGAUUCUGUGUGCUGUGUUUGAUGAUAAAUAUUAUUAAAAAAUUCAUUUAUUUUACGAUUAAGUUUUAAUAUUUUUGUCCCGUAUACUGUUUGUGGUUAUAGUUAUUGUUUUCUUAAUCAUUUUUUUAAUUCAUCGAAAUUACUAUAAAUAAUUAAACUCAAUACUUUUUCGUAAGACGUUCUCCCUUGUUGCAGACCAUCAAUAAGAAGGUUCACGUGUGUAAAUUACAUUCGGCGUCAUCGUCGGUUGUACCCUACCGUGUUGUCUGUGGUAUCUUAGCUGGAAACAUGUUAAGUGAAGAAGCAGAGAUGUCCUUGAUUAACGUAAAGUUACGUUCGGGUACAGUGACUAUGUACACUGAAAAAGUGUACAUAGAUUUGCAGUCGAAUGUAAGUGUAUUAAGACAAAAAAUUUGUCAAAAGGAUAACACACUUACCAAAGAUAAUUUUAUAAUGGUUUAUUGCGGAAAUGUUAUGGAAGACUCUGUUCCUAUUUAUAUGUACGAUAUUAUUAACGGAGCUACAGUGCAUUUAUUCAAAAAAAUGAGUGUUGAAAAGCCAGAACCUCCAAAAGCUAUUGAUAUCAGUAAUGCAGGAUUGGUGAAACUAGGUGUAGCUUUUCGUUCACUGUCAUUAAAUAUAUCAUACAAAUGUGCAUUAAUGAAAAUUAAUAAGACUAAAUUGAUAAAUGAUCUAAUCUUGAAUACUCCUCGACUGAAUGAAGAUCCUAUAGCAAUUACUUUUUUACAACAUUCUGAAUUAUUAGUAAAACUCAAUGAUGUUAACAUGGUGAAACAAAUUGCGGAAAAGCAUCCUGCUUUGGCAUUAGCUGCAUUGCAAAUUUCUACAGUUGUUCAUGAACAAGUUGUGCAGAACCACUUGGCAUCAGAUGUUUUGACCAGAUCUAUAUCUGCUGGCAGUGAUGAAGAUAUGGAAGAUUUAGAUGAUUCAUCUCCUGGAUCAGACACUAAUAGUCAACCAAUGAAUAGAAACUUACCUUUUGCCAUCACUGCCGCACAGUUAGCAACAGCUAUUGCAAAUGUAACGACACAGCAACCACAGCCAAGUACUAGUGGUGCAAGUACAUCAACUGGAAAUACAGGAAAUGUGCUGAUGACUAUGCCUCCUAAUACUAAUCAAAGUCAACCGACUACACCUGCAGUUGAUUAUUCACAUCAAUUAGGAAUAAUGAGAGAAAUGGGUCUGUACAAUGAAUCUUUAAACCUACAAGGAUUACGACUAGGGGGCGGUCACUUAGAAACUGCUAUUGAAUUAGUAUUAAGUGGUUUUGAUAUUUUAGAUACAGAUAAUGCAUAGUCCCUAUUUUAAUAUUAUAAAAUAAUGUAUUAUAACAAUUAAAAAAAUAAUCAAUGAUUCUAUUAACGUUUAUUUAUUGUUCUUGAUUUUAA